AAAAAAAGUUCAAAAUCAGUGAUAAAACAUGAGGUCUUUAUAAAAUGUGAACCUAUUUUGAAUGGUAAUUUUCAGUGCUUUAUUUGCCAAUACCCACUAUUUUGUUUAUAAUAUAUAAUGUCGUAACGGUAAUAAGACUGUUUUUGGUUAACUUUAAACUAAUUUUAGAGAGACUCUUUUCUUUACCCUUCUAGCCCCCUCUGAACCUUCCCCAGACCUCCCAGGCUAAAUUAUUGAGAUUUGUUUGUGUUUUAGUAGUUCUACAGGGUUUACAAAUCCUAGGAGACUCUCUGUUUUAGAUGUGGUUCACAUAUCUCUUUGUUUUUGUCUUUUAUUUUUAUCGAAUGUAAACCUGUAGCUUUCAUGUGAAGAAAAUCCUGAGUGCUAUGGAGUUGUGUUUUUUUUGUAAUGGGUUUCCCAGGGGAAAAAAAUGCAAUCUUCGAUAGCAUUCAUUUAUGCAUUCUUUGAAAGCAUUGGAGUUUGUUGGGGGUUUUUUGUGUUGUUGUUUUUUUUUUUUCAGUGAAACCGGAUACCUCUGGCCUGGAUUUGCUUUAACUCCACCUCUAGGUGGAUCUGAGCUUUUCUAUGGGGGAAGUGCUUCUGAGUAAAUGAAAGUAAAACUUAGCUGCAGCCAUUUUAGUCUGCAAGCUGUGUAAUCUCCAUAGGACCAAAGGAAGAUGUUUUAUUUUCAUGCUAUCAAAGUUAUUCCUCUUUACUUUUAAACAGGGAUAUUAGACUGCAAGAGCUAUUAUACGAGCCAAAGAACUAGCCUUUGGAGGCUUACUGUCACCCUUAGCUCCUUUCUCCUUCUCUAGAGAGAAGUUUUCCUGUAGUUAAUGGAUUAGUUUACACCACGCGAGUUUCUUUUCUUGUGCUCAGAUAAGUGAGAUGAAUUAUGCUCAUCGGUAUGGACGAACUUCAGGGGUGUUCCCUCGACAGAUACCGUAACCAGCAGAUACAAGACUAUGAUCGCAGCAAACCCAGACAGCAGCUGGGGCAGGGGUUCUUUCCCGAUAGAUUCCGAAAUCAGCAGAUAGAAUUCCUGAGGGGACAACUCCUAGAAGUGCCCCUGAUCAGAGAGCAGGCAUCAACAUCUUUCCUGACCAGGGAGAGGCCAAGUUUUACAGGACCACCUGCUGACGUGAGGCAACCUGGGAACUGGAAUAUUGUAAGGCCACCUCCUAGCAGUUCCUCUCCCUGGAAAGGCUCACCUUCCCCAAGAGGCAGAGCCACAUCAAGGCAAGGUGUGGCUAAGCUUACCUUUAAUUUCCAACAGCUGUCUAUCAGUCAAAAUCAGGAGCAAAGGAUUCUAAAACUUUUAGGGGAACUUGGGGAAGGGCAGUCUGCUACAGUAUAUGAUCUUGCCAAGAAACUUGGGGUCCAAAAGAAGGAAGUAAAUCGAGUUUUGUACCAUCUGCUGAAGCAGGGGAAGUUACACAGGGAAGAAGGCACACCCCCUAACUGGAGUAUCCCGACCCCAUCCCAUGCUUGGAAACAGACUAACCAGGUUGUGAGACAAGCUGUCCGAAGAGGUCCAAACAAAAGCCCUAUUUCAGACUUGAAAGACGAAAGUUUCAUCCCUGAAUCCGAUCCACUUAGUUUUGUCAACAUGGCUGAUAUCAAGGAGAAAAUCUGUGCCUACUUAUUUGAUGUUCCAGAUUCCUCUGCCCUGAACUUAGCCAAAAACAUUGGCCUUACUAAGGCCCGAGAUGUAAAUACCUUACUCUUUGACUUGGAAAGGCAGGGAGAUGUUCGAAGAGAAGGAUUCACUCCUCCGAGGUGGUCACUGACAGAUAAAAAGCGAGAGAGGAUGCAACUUAAGAAAAAUGAAAAUAUCCCAGUAGACAGCCCUAUAUCCCAGACAGAUAUUGAGGUUGACCCAGGUAACUCAGAUGUCCCCAACACACUCACUGCUAGGGAAGAAGAGGAGAGUGUUGAGAAUGGACAUCAGCCACCAUCAGGGCCAACAGAGGAUGGCAAUGUGGGCGUCCCAGGAUUGCUUGAGGAACCCCCAGUUCAAGACAAUGACCCCUCAGACAUGAAGGUUGAAAAUGGUCAGUGGGCCACAGAUGACAUCCCAGAUGAUUUAAAUAGCAUUAAGCAGGGAGAUGACCUGCACACCAUAAUGGAUCUACCCAACUACAUGGCCCGUGUUGGUGCCUCAUCACAGUUCACAGCUAUCAAGAAACUGACAGCUUGCCGGCAGAAGAACCCAAUCAGUGGACUGUUAGAAUAUGCUCAGUUCACCUGCCAGACCUGUGAGUUCACGCUCUUGGAACAGAGUGGCCCAUCACACGAACCCAGAUUUAAAUACCAGGCUGUGAUCAGUGGCCGACGGUUCCCUCCAGCAGAAGCUGGCAGCAAGAAGAUGGCCAAGCAAGAUGCCGCUGCGAAAGCCAUGACAGUCCUAUUUCAAGAGUCUGGAGCCCAGGGGGAAGUAACCUCCGCAGCGGCAGCGCCACCAGCAGUGGCAGCGCCAACACCACCUCCACCGCCACCUCAACCUAUGGAAGAAGAACCAGAGAAGCCUUCAGCUCCAGAGCCUGAGCCCAGUCCCAUCAGCCCCUCGAGUAUUCUUUUUGGGAAGAACCCCAUUAGUGUAUUGAUGGAGCAUGUGCAAAAAUCCGGGAGCACCUGUGAAUUCCUUCUUCUAUCCCAGGAAGGCCCAGCUCAUGACCCCAAGUUUAAAUACUGCGUAAGGAUGGGGAGUCAGACGUUUCCAACCAUGAUAGCCAAUAGCAAGAAGGCAGCAAAGCAGAUGGCAGCUGAGGUGGCUGUGAAGGCUCUCUGUGGAAAUCCUAGCCUGAACCCUUGGACCAAGCAGCCGUGCAUUGACUACUUUAGUGAUCCUGCAUCCUUUGGCGGCUUAGGAGAGCCAGCACCCGGCAGGGCAAAGAAGAUUGGGGAUCUUAUCAAAUACCUGAAUGCCAACCCUAUCAGUGGCUUGUUUGAAUAUGCCAGGUCCAAUGGCUUUGCUGCAGAAUUCAAGUUGGUAGACCAGUCUGGACCUCCCCAUGAGCCCAAGUUCAUUUACCAAGCAAAAGUUGGGGGUCGCUGGUUCCCCGCUGUCAGCGCACACAGCAAGAAGCAGGGCAAGCAGGAGGCAGCCGAUGCAGCCCUGCGCGUCCUGAUUGGGGAGACAGAGAGGGCAAAGCGCACAGGGGGCAUGGGCAUUUCAGAGCUUCCUCUAACUGGUAGCACCCUCCACGAUCAAGUGGCCAUGCUGAGCCACCAGUGCUUCAGCUCCCUCACUUCACCCAUCCAACAUAGCCUGCUUGGCCGAAAGAUCCUGGCCGCCAUCAUUAUGAAGAAAAGCGAUGACGACCUGGGCCUCGUGGUUAGCUUUGGAACAGGGAAUCGCUGUGUAAAGGGAGAAGAGUUGAGUCUAAAGGGAGAGACAGUCAACGACUGCCAUGCCGAAAUCAUCUCCCGGAGGGGUUUUGUCAGGUUUCUGUAUCAUGAGUUAAUGAAAUACAGUCCCAUGUCUUGGAAAGACAGUAUAUUUGAGCUUGCCCAUGGAAAUAAGCUACAAAUAAAAAAGAAUGUGACUUUCCACCUUUACAUCAGCACUGCCCCUUGUGGAGAUGGCGCCCUCUUCGACAAGACAUGCAGUGAUCCUCCAGAGAGUUACAUGGACUCACAGCACCAGCCACUCUUUGAGAACCCUAAACAAGGCAAGCUGCGCACCAAGGUAGAAAAUGGAGAGGGUACAAUCCCAGUGGAAUCGAGCGAUAUCCUGCCAACAUGGGAUGGCAUUCAACAUGGAGAAAGACUGCGUACUAUGUCCUGCAGUGAUAAGAUUCUUCGUUGGAAUGUGCUUGGCCUGCAGGGGGCAAUGCUGUCCCACUUCUUGCAGCCUAUUUAUCUCAGCUCAGUCACUCUUGGUUACUUGUACAGCCAGGGACACCUGACACGGGCGAUCUGCUGCCGUAUGUCCAAAGACGAAAGUGCAUUCCAAGAAGGGCUGAAGCCUCCGUACGCUGUCAACCACCCUAAGGUGGGCAGGGUCAGUGUAUAUGAUUCUACAAGGCAGACUGGGAAGACCAAGGAGUCCAGUGUUAACUGGUGCGUGGCUGACAGAACUGAAAUAGAGGUCCUGGAUGGCACCAAAGGCAAAGUGGAAGGACCAAGACUUGAUGUAUCACGUCUCUCCAAGAGGAGCAUGUUCAGCCUGUUUCAGCAGCUAUGUGCCCAUCACAACCGCAAGGACCUACUGAGGCUUGUUUCCUAUAACGAAGCCAAGAAAGCUGCCCAGGACUACCAGGUGGCCAAGCAGUACUUCAUAAAAAGUCUGAAGGACAUGGGCUUCGGCAGCUGGAUCAGCAAACCUCUGGAGGAAAAGAACUUUUCCCUCUGUGAUGCAUAGUGUGCUCAGCUGGUUGUUCAGGGGUAUUUCAGGGUUUGGGGUGGGAGGUGGGUGGUAGCAUUCUUUAUUAUGUUGGUGUUUUGUUUUGUUUUGUUUUGUUUUUAGUGGACCCAAGAUUGCUAAUAUUUAGGGCUUUGGAUUCCCAUUUGUCCUGCCUCCUCUGAGGUUGUUCGGUAGGGUAGGAUGGGCGAGGCCUUGCCACCACCUGUAUUCCCAGAGAAUAGGCAGAAAUCUGUGGGGGAGAGAAGAGCUCUUCUGUCUCUAAUAAGCAAAAGCAAUCAUUGGGCAAAUGCAAGGUGGUCCCUCAAGCUUUUUCUUUGCUACAUUCACUUCUUGAGGUCUUGAUUAGGUUCCAGUCAACUCUUUGUGAUUCAAAGACUGAUAUAAUUGGUGGUUUAUCCCAGGUCCUUUGGCUUCUCCACCUUCUCUUCUUUCCCCUUCCUUAAACUGUCUGGCUACUCCACAUUUCCCCCUGAGGAGGGUGAACGCAGUGGUGAAUUUCAGGUAUUGGGCAGAAUAUUUGCAAAGAGAAGAAAGGCUGAAGUGAAGAAAGGUUAUCUGUGCCAGUAAAGGAAAGCAUUAGUAUAAUCAAGAUCUACAGCUAAUCUACCCAAAAAACCUGGUAGUCACGUGUCCUUCUACCCAGUUGAGAGUGGGUGGAUGUGGAAAGCAUAAUACUGACUCAUAGCAAUAACGGGAGGGAAGGAGCAGAGUAGGAAAGAAACUCUCCUAGGGCUACAUGUUUAGUUCCUCGGUGCAGUAGGGGCAAGAACACUACUGGAGGGGGCUGGAGCCCCCAAAUCCUAGCUAUUAUUAAGCCCCGCUGCUGAUAGUUGCUUUCCAUAGUAAUUUCCUUACUAAAGGUAAGAGGGCCUUUACCCCAAAACAGCUGAGUGGGACAGUGCCUGGGUCAGAUCCCAAAGGUGGUGUAUAACCUCCUCAGCCUAAAUCUUCAAUCAGUGGGGAACAAAAAGAAGGGCAUGACAGUUGCCAUGCUGGGGGAUCAGACCAGCUUCAGGUCAGUCAAGUACUAGAUCUCUUGCCAGCCAGGCCAAGGAACAUUGACUUGUGUUGGCAAAAAUAGGGGGUUUAAAAAUACAUGUUAUUAAUUUUUCAUUCCCAGAAGUAACCAAGAAUUGUCAUUCAAGUUUAAAAUUAGUACCUUAAUCCUUCAAUUAUAUUAGAAGUAUCUCCAUGUGGUUUUGAUCAUUGAUUUCUAGAGAUGACUCUUGACUAGUACAAAGGCCCAUAGGAUGGUUCCUUUCCCCUGCUUGUUGGGGAGAAAGUGGACAUUGUAAGCAAAAAGCAAGGUUUCCUGAAAUUGCUGACUUAACUCUGAGUUAGAUGCUCAGGCCCAGUGUCUCCUUGGCCCAAGAUAUUCUUGUCUGCACCUCCAUCACCAACUCUCAAGUUGGAGUAAAGAUUAGCCAGAUAUCUCAGGGAGAAUAGCAAAAAUAUUUCACCCUUAACAUCUGUCUUUUCUCUAGCUCUCCCUAGAAUGGUACUGAUACAGUUAUACCUGUUAUCUUGCCAAGACAUACUCCUUCCCAUUGUCCAAGCAAUCCCCUGGUCCAACUAUCUGUUCAUACCUCCACACCUCCAAAUAUAUAAACGCAAGCAUAAACAUGCACACAUUCAUUUUUAUAUCUACAUAUAUAUGUAUCUGUGUACGCACACUUGCUAUGUAGCUACUACAGUCUGUCUUCUUAAUCAGAAAUUAAGGAGAGUGAGGAAAGCCAGGAUGUCAUGACAUGGUAAGAGUGUCUUUGUGGCAAACCAGAAUGUCCCUAGGAGCAUGUUGAAAAAUAGUGCCCUUCUUUGUAAAGAAGGGCAAAAGCUCUUGGCCCCUGCCUCCAAUACUUUUCAUCCCUUUCAGUCAUAGGUUGGAUGAAGCUGGUAAUAUCCUGGUACUUGCCCCAGGGGGCAGUGAGGUCUUGUGACUACUGUAAUUAGGAAUCUCCCAGACAGGAAGUUCUUUUAUCCCGGGUCCCCAGAUUAAGAGCAUUAUUAUCUCUUUCUUCCUCCUUCAUUACUCGUUGAUAGAAUUGGAGUGUUUGACAACCCCCACCACAGUCUGCUUUGGUUGGAUAUUAGAAACCCUCAGCAAAACAUACUUUGUUGGCUCUGGUCCACACCAUGUAGAAUGGUGAACGUUGUUUUUAUGAGAAGGCUGCAAUGUAUCAAACAUACCUCCGUCCCUUACUAAUGAUUCUGUUUGUGUUGCAGGAACAUUGGGCAAAGGAAUGUGUGUUUGAGACUGUGGUAAUCCUGCCCCACUCUCUCCUUCCUACUUCAUUCACACAGACGCCCUCCCCUCCUUUGUCUGCUGCUGAGCAAUGGAGAAGGGGAAGGUGGAAUUUCCCAGGGAUGGAUCUGAUGCCAUUUUAUGAGGUCUCUUCUUGGAUCUUUAGCCCCUUUAUCAUGAUCCUUCUCAACCUUCCUCCCAAAAGGGGGGUAAAUGCAAUGAUUGGUAAGCCUGAACAGUUGCAAUUGUAUAUCCCUUAGAGAAAUCACUUAGCAUAAAUUAUCUCCACCUGAACCAAUUUCCCUUUUGAACCUGAGGGUUAGUUUGCUGUUGGGAGUGGGGGGCCUUUUGGCAAUAGCUCUUGAGAGCAGAACAGAGAAGCAAAUGUAAAUGUGAGAAAACUGACCACAAUAUACUUGUUUUAUAAUUCUGCCUUUAAGUAUCCCUAGAUAUCAGUGAUUGAAGAUAUACAUUCCUCAUAAGAAAUAAAAGAAACUUUCUGUAUUGUUAGACAACCUUAGUUCUGCAACUCAUUUGGUGAGUUAAAAGUUCAGAGAAGGAACCCUAAGACCUAGGAUUUUUUUUUAAAUGCUGAGGAGCUGAUUGCAAACCUGUUCUGAAGAGAGAGCCAGUGCAUCUGUUUGACAGCAGAAGGAAGCAUUUCAAAGGCGCUGCCUGGAACAAAGGGAAGCUGCUUCAGCAGCCCCCCCAGAAGGGGCUGUAUUUGCCCUUAGAAAUGUCCCAGAUGGCUUAUGUGCUCCAGCCCCAACCCCAGCUUGCUCAUCUGUCUCCUCUCAUUUGCAUCACUUCUUCCACAGGGCCUUGGUCUACUUUUUUUUAAGGUCAGAGUAUAUUGUACACCUAGAUUCAGCUUUGACUGCUUGUUUUAAUGGAAUUGGACUUUGGCCAUUUGCUUUUUAAUACAUUGAUAAUACCUUGAA
This is a messenger RNA of Phascolarctos cinereus (koala), 7552 nucleotides long. RefSeq names its product adenosine deaminase RNA specific (gene ADAR). Gene Ontology annotation, molecular function: double-stranded RNA adenosine deaminase activity; tRNA-specific adenosine deaminase activity; adenosine deaminase activity. The record is from RefSeq and is a predicted model, not a curated record. Gene Ontology annotation, biological process: RNA processing; adenosine to inosine editing. NCBI's taxonomy places the organism in Eukaryota, Metazoa, Chordata, Mammalia, Diprotodontia, Phascolarctidae. Gene Ontology annotation, cellular component: nucleolus; cytoplasm.